Purpureocillium takamizusanense is the source of this 2573-nucleotide messenger RNA. RefSeq lists its product as uncharacterized. Bases 241 to 2493 code for a protein of 750 amino acids. Gene Ontology annotation, molecular function: DNA-binding transcription factor activity, RNA polymerase II-specific; RNA polymerase II cis-regulatory region sequence-specific DNA binding; zinc ion binding. Gene Ontology annotation, biological process: positive regulation of transcription from RNA polymerase II promoter by galactose; DNA-templated transcription. The record is from RefSeq and is a predicted model, not a curated record. The transcript has 4 exons. Gene Ontology annotation, cellular component: nucleus. Lineage: Eukaryota; Fungi; Ascomycota; Sordariomycetes; Hypocreales; Ophiocordycipitaceae.
CAGCGCGGCAUUGCGCCUGUAUCCGCACCUUGAAGCUUCCCCACUACCCCGCGGGCAGUUUUCUUGACGAAAGCGGCUCGGAAAUCUCGGAAUUGUUUCCGAGUGCAAGUCUUGGUGUCUGAUUGACUGAAUCGUUGGGGCGCCAGAUGCCACAUAAUACCCCCAGCUCGGAAGCCAACCCCUUGGGGAAAGCUCUGAAUUCCGGCGUAAUCAUUCUGAGGACGCUACGCACGACCAACGAUGGAGCACAGUCCCUCGUCUCUCAGCUCGCAAUCUGCUCCGCGGCAUGAUUCUCAAGUCGGCAGCCCGCUUCAUCGUCGCUCCAAGCGCGGGAGGUACACGCCGGUGGCAUGCAAUGAGUGCAAGAAGCGGAAGCUCAAGUGCAUUCCAACUGACGAUGACAAGUGUCAGCGAUGCAUCGCAGGGGGCGUCAUCUGCGUGUUCGGGUCGCGGCCGCCACCGCGUGCCACCAAGACAGCUCGGCUGGCCAACAUGAAGAUGCAUGUUCUUGCAGACGCGUCGAGCCAUCAUCACGUUCGUGCCCUGACCGAUGAGAUGGCACAACUGCGACAGCAAGUCGUGGACCUGGCCGAGUCUGUCAGAGAGCUCAGGGAGAACGCGGAUGGGACAUCACGGCCGCAGAACACGUCCUGCGUUGCGGCGGCCUUUGCCAACUCCCCGUCCAAUGUUGCUUCCAUGUCGCGAGACAACGCACCCAAGCAUCCGCACUUCAUCGGCCCUACACGCCCGGCGUACGGGCUCGUUGUAGCGGAGCGCUCGCUCACGCGCAUGGGCAUCCAAGCUCUUGAUUCCGCCAAGUCUACGUCCUUGUCCUCAAGCCGAGCCGAUUCCCCUCUCGCGGGCGACGCGAUGGAAGACGAGGAGCCUUCCACUACAGACGCCGAGUUCUGGGCCAGCUGUACGCCUGACGAGGUCGCACGCCUGCUGGCCGUCUUUGAAGAGGAAGUCGAGUCCGUGUACCCCUUCGUUGACACCAUUGAGCUGGCCUCGCGGGCUGAGCAGAUCUUGAACCGUAUCCGCCACUCGGACGCCUUGGACAAUCAGCCGCAUGAUAGGCAACAAGCUCCGCUCAGUAACCUGGAUGUCGACAUGGCCAAGCUGGCCGUGGCCACGACUGUGGCCAUUGAGGCGCAUGGCAAGACAGCACUGAGCGCGUCCAUCGCCGGGUCUGUGGAGGACCGUCUGUCGCGCAUCUCAAGGGGCCAGGUGGAACUGAAAGGGAUACAGCUCUUGACCAUGCUGAGCAUUUACUACUUCCACUGUGAUGACGAGCUCCUUGCCUGGCGCACCAUCGGCGUCGCUGCUCGCGAGGCUCUCGAGAUGGGCCUGCAUCGUCGCCGCAGCCUGUUUGACAAUUUCCGCGACGCCCACUCGCGCCGGGACGCCAUGCGCGUGUUCUGGUGUGUAUACGUGCUCGAUCGUCGCUGGAGCUUUGGGACGAGCUUGUCCUUUGCGCUCUCUGAUCGUGAUAUCGAUCCCGCGUUACCGGAGCCUGACGCAGACUUAGCCUACCUCCGAUGCAUGAUAAGCUAUGCGCGCUUGUGCUCCAAGAUAUGGGACGCCAUUCCACCGUUCGGUUCUCCCUCGCCGGCCAUUCCCACCGAAGACGUCCACGCGCUCGACCUCAGCACGCAAGUCUGGCUAGACUCGAUCCCGUCACACCUUCAGAUACGGCAUCCGCGGAUGCUCAGCGCGGCUAGCGGCAACAACAUGUCUCAACCGCGCGUGCUGCACCGCCUCCGCGCUCUGCUCUACCUCCGCGGCAACUACACCCGCAUCGCCAUAUAUCAGCACUACCUGUUGAGCUCCGCGAGCAUACAAGCCAAUCUUCCCUCUGCGCGGCUCGUCGUGGAAAUCGCACGGGACACCGUGCAGGUCCUCGUUCAUCUCAACGCCACAACCGACGUUUACUCGCGCCAGCAAAAUGCCUUCAACUACUUCUUGCUGAGCGCCUUUGCCGUACUCACCUUGGCAGUGUGUCACGCGCCGCACCAUUUCGCAAAGACAUGCCGAGAAAGCCUCGUACAGGCGAUUGAACUGGUCAAGGGAUUUUCUCGCCAUAGCGUAGCGAGCAGGAGAUUGUGGAACAGCAUUCGAGAGCUGUUGCCGCGGUUAAAAAGCCUCCAAAUGCAAAGCUCGGAGGGCGGCCCGCACGUGGAUUCCAUGGCCCAUGUUGCUGCUGGUGAUGUUGGUGUGGAAACAGAGACGCGGCGGGAAAACAGAACCGACAUGGACGCCCCGAUGGACUUGGGACCACAGUUCCACGUCGACGGCGGAAUGCAACUUUCCAUGAUCCCCGAGGUGACGGAAUUUAGUUCAGAUCUCUUGGACCUAUUUGACACUCUGGGACAAGGACAGAGCUUCGGAAAUGCGUUUGAAACCGACUUUGGCGACCCAUUGGCACACGGAGGGUUGGAGCUGCAGUCGGACGAGCUGGGAAUCUCCCGCCGCUUUCUUCAAGGCCUAAUGUGAUGAAUAGAAAGCACACUCUCUAAGACUCGCGAGUUUGGGAUAGCGAUUGACCUGCCUAUGGUGGCCCUUGUGAUCUGACG